Molecule: messenger RNA, 5198 nt
Organism: Danio rerio (zebrafish)
Lineage: Eukaryota; Metazoa; Chordata; Actinopteri; Cypriniformes; Danionidae
Source: RefSeq, a predicted model, not a curated record
AUUAUGUAAACGUUUCAGACGUCAGGCGUGACGCGUGAUCAGCUGGGACUGUGAAGAAAAGCUUUGGCAAGUCAACUUACAAAUGUUAUUAAAUAUGAGAGGCGCUGCAUAUGAUUUGUCUUUAAUAGUACAGCUGUGAUUUGACCAAAGUGACUGUAACUGCCCAGAACUGACGCUCGGCGGCAAAAACGCGGCGGCAAAAUCAAUUUACAGAUGACCCUCCAUCAGCAUGCAGAACAAUGGACUCUAAUGGAGCUGCAUGAGCUGAGAUCGAGCCGGUGCCUUUUAUGGAAUGAAAUCCAAGCAAAGCCAGAUCCACUAAUUGUCAUCCUCUGUCUCCAGAAUCGGAUAAAUGAACUCCAGUGAAGCUUCAGCUCAGCCAAAAGCCCCUCAUGUCGUUUCUGGACUGCACCUGUAUCUCCUCCCACUCACAAGUCCAGUCCAUCAGCAUAGAGGAGCAGUAUGAAGACAUCAGCCAUCAGUGCUCGAGCACAGAUGUCUCUCCGUGUUCGGUGUUGACGGAUGCCGAUGACAUCACAGAUCUGUCCACUGACUCCGCCCACUAUCAGCUCCUGUCACCACUGGGCCGGGGCUUUAAUAACCUCAGUCAUGUGAGUGUGGCACGUCACACUCCGUCUGGCCGUCUGGUGGCCGUGAAAAACACAAACCUGGACGAGUGUACAGAAGACGAGCUCCUGCAGCUGAUGAAUGAGGUUCUUCUGUCCAGACGGUUCCGGCACCCGAAUCUGCUGACGUCCAGACUGGUGUUCAGCUCCUGCUGUCAGCUCUGGGUUCUGGCUCCUCUUAUGAGCUACGGUUCUGCAGACUCUCUGCUCAGGUCGUAUUUUCCAGACGGGAUGAGCGAGUCUCUAAUGGCGUAUCUGCUGUACGGUGUCCUGCGAGCGCUCGAGUACCUGCAUCACAUGGGAUAUGUGCACAGGGGUGUGAAGGCCAGUCAUGUGCUGCUGUCGGCUGAAGGAAGAGUGUGUCUGUCGGGUCUUCAGAGUGUCUACAGUUUGAUGAAGGACGGGAAGAGGAUGAGAGCCGUGUUCGACAUGCCUCAACACAGUCCAUCUCUCCUGCCCUGGCUGAGCCCUGAGCUGCUGAGACAGGAUCUUCAUGGUUAUGGGGUGAAGUCAGACAUCUACAGUCUGGGGAUCGUGGCAUGUGAGCUGGUCAGUGGCAGAGUGCCAUUUCAGGACAUGCCGCCCACUCUGAUGUUGCUUCAGAAGCUGCGGGGAUCUCACUGUUGUCUCCUGGACGUGCCUCCGUACCCUCUGGGUGGAAUGGGUGCGCUGAAGGUGUCCCGCUCGGGGGUGGAUUCGGGGAUUGGGGAGAGUGUGGCGACUGGCAGUCUGACCCGCACUGCUACUGCGGAGCGACCGCAGAGUCCCGCUCCCAAAAACCACUCAGCCACACUGCACAACCUGGUGCAACUAUGUUUGCAGCAGCAGCCUGAGCGCAGGCCAUCUGCGACAGCUCUCCUCAACCAUCCCUUCUUCAGACAGGUGAAGAAGCACACGAGGGACUCUUUCCUCAGUCUGAUGUAUCCUGCUGUGCCAGUGUCCUGCCCUCCAGACACGCCUCCGUCCCAAACCCCAACCCAGACCUGCAACACGCCGUCUCCCACUGAUCCUGAGCCAGAGGACGGUCUGUGGGACUUCUAACGUUCACUGUCUUCCUCACACAAACCUCUACAUGAGCAACUAGCAAUUAAUCCUAACAACUGCUGCAUUCUGCUGUUUAUUUGAUUAGUAUUUGUAGUGCUACGUUAGCCCCGCCCACAGUGAAAUCUUAUUGGUUUAAAUCCUCUUGUUAUGAACCGAUAUAUUAAUGAUGACGUCAUCCUGCACUUAAAGGGGUGUCUAUGAUUAGUAUUUGUUAAAAAAUGUUUAAUUGUUCAUUAAUUGUAGUAUUACAUUUGCUCCGCCCACAGUGAAAUCUCAUUGGUUUAAAUCCUCUUGUUAUGGACCGAUAUAUUAAUGAUGACGUCAUCCUGCACUUAUGGGCGUGUCUAUGAUUAGUAUUUGUAAAACAAAAAAAAAACAUUUUAUAUUUGUAGUACUAUGUUAGCCAUGCCCACGGUUAAAUUUAAUUAGUUUAAAUCCUCCUGGUAUGGACUUAUGAAUUGAUGAUGAUGUCAUCCUGCACUUAUGGGUGUGUCUAUGAUUUUUGUAAAAAAAAAAUUAAUUAAUGUUUAGUAGUUGUAGCACUACGUUAGCCCCACCCACAGUAAAAUCUCAUUGGUUUAAAUCCGUUUGGUAUAGACCAUUAUAUUGAUGAUGACAUCAUCCUGCACUUAUGGGCGUGUCUAUGAUUAGUAUUUGUUAAAAAAUGUUUAGUAGUUCAUUAAUCGUAGUACUACAUUAGCCCCGCCCACAGUGAAAUCUCAUUGGCUUAAAUCCUUUUGGUAUGAUCCAAUAAAUUGAUGAUGACGUCAUCCUGCACUUAUGGGCGUGUCUAUCAUUAGUAUUUGUUAAAAAAUGUUCAGUAGUUUAUUAAUCGUAGUACUACAUUAGCCCCGCCCACAGUGAAAUCUCAUUGGCUUAAAUCCUUUUGGUACGAUCCAAUACGUUAUUGAUGACAUCAUCCUGCACUUAGGGCAUGUCUAUGAUUAGUAUUUGUUAAAAAAAAGGAUUAGUAUUUGUAGUACUACAUUAGCUCCGCCCACAGUGAAACCUCAUUGGCUUAAAUCUUCCCCUUAUGGACCGAUAUAUUGAUGAUGAUAUCAUUCUGCACUUAUGGGCGUGUCUAUGAUUAGUAUUUGUAAAAAAAAAGUUUAAUAUUUGUAGUACUAUGUUAGCCCCGCCCACAGUUAAAUUCAUUAGUUUUAAAUCCUAUCGGUAUGGACUUAUAAAUUGAUGAUGUCAUCCUGGACUUAUGGGUGUGUCUAUGAUUAGUAUUUGUUAAAAAAUGUUUAGUAGUUAAUUAAUUGUAUUAUUAGAUUAGACCAGCCCACAGUAAAAUUUAAUUGGCUUAAAUCUGUUUGGUAUGGACCAAUAUAUUGAUGAUGACGUCAUCCUGUGCUUGUGGGCGUGUCUGUGAUUAGUAUUUCUGAAAAAAGAAAGUUUAGCAUUUGUAGUACUAUGUUAGCUCCGCCCACAGUGAAAUCUCAUUGGUUUGAAUCCUCUUUCUAUAGACCAAUACACUGAUGAUGACGUCAUCCUGUGCUUGUGGGCGUGUCUAUGAUUAGUAUUUGUAAAAAAAAAAAAAAAAAAAAGAUAAUUAAAAGUUUAGUAUUUCUAUAACACGUUAGCCCCGCCCACAAUGAAAUCUCAUUAGUUUAAGUCGUCCUUGACCAAAAUGUUGAUAAUGACAUCAUCCUGCGCUUAUGGGCGUGUCUUUGUUUCUAGCCUAUCAUAUGCUCUCUAGAAUGAGCACAAAUUAGCGAACGUUUCAUGCAUUAGCACAUUAGCAUCUGUAUAGUCAUUGUUAAUGGCUGUGGCCUACACUAAAAGCUGUCAGCUAGGGCUGGAGGAUUGGUCAAAAUAAAGAUGAUCUUGGGAUAUAGUGUGAUUAUCAAAUAACAUUAUCAAAUAAGUGCAAUUUUAUUCAUUAAGUAUAUGUGAAGCAGUUUAUGAUCCAGUGUGUUCUGCCUCUCUGAACGGCUCAGUUCCCAAAAAAGAAUAAUAAUAAAAUAAAACUGGGCUGUCUGAAAAAUCAAGACAUAAUAAUACCAUAAAUAUUAGUGUUGUCGUUUUACACAUGUUCUAUUUUUAUUACUUUUUAAAAUAAAUCUAGUAUUAUAAUUUUACAGUGAAGUAUUGCAGCGCUAACAUUUCUUAUUGUGCUUAAUUUUGAAGCAAUCUUGAGGGAAUAAUUCUCAUUAUUUUAAUAACUAAUAAAUAUUUAUAAUCUUAUUACAAUGCCAUUUCAACACAAAUCUUUAUUUUUUAUAUUUUAAUUUAGUAGCAAUAAUUAAUGCAUUAGGAUUUUCUUAAAUAUAGUAAUUCUGUAAAAUAUUAAUUUCAAUGCUUCUUAUUUUGCUCAUUUUCAUAAUAAUCAUAAAACAUUAUAUAAAUAUAAAUUUCACAGUGACACUAUGGUACUACUUUUUAUUUUUAUAUUCUUAUUUUGAAUCUUUUUGUAUCAAUACUAUGUUAUUAUGAUUAUUAAUAUUAUACUGAAUAUUAUACUGUUAUUAUACUGAAUAAAUAUAUGUAAAUAUUUCCCCUAAAUCAUGCAUCCUUUUUUAAUAUUUAAUUAAUUUCUUUUAAUAAAAGACAAGCUCCUUUGGUCAUGUCUCAACACAAAUCGAUUAAGUUAAUGUAAUAAUUUUGAAAUAUUUAAGUAGAUUGAACUUAAAACAAUUAAGUUGUCCCAAAACAAUCAAAGAAUUGUGUUGUUUCAACUCAUUUUAAAUAAGUAGUAUACUAGAAAAAGUCAUUUUUAGAGUGUACAGUUAAACCGUUCAUAAAUAUCAACACUAUAUGCUCUGUCUGACUGUAAUAUCAUCACUUUAUGCAACAUUUGACUUUUCAAUUGUUUUUUAUGGGCAGAAAAAUGCCAUGAUAAGUGAUAGAAGCUGGUUGAGAUGCACUGUGACUUGUGUCUUAUUCCCUGCUGUGAGCUCUUCUUCUGUGUAUACUGCACUCGUGUAGUAGUUACAAUUCAGUAGUUUACCAAAGUAUUCAACGCAUACUGUGCUCAUACUACCGUAAUGGCUGUUUGUUUGCUCUAAACCCUGUCAUAAAUCAUAAAAUAGCUGCAGAUCACUGGAUUUGAUCAUCAGACUGAGCCGUUUGUGUGUGUUUAUACCUCAGUGUUCAUAUUUCUAAACCCCUCCUCUUCCUCGAAAUGAAGAACCUGCAGACGAUUAAUCCUGUGAAGAAAUGUAUGGAGUCAAAAUACUGUCAUAAAUAUUUAAUGCGUGAAUCAAAUCCAUUAAAGCGUAUUUACAUCUAAAAGCGUACGAUUUUGGAAGUGUCGCUUCAUAAAAAUCACAAUUUUUUUCAGUUUUUUUUUGUUGUAUUUUUUGACGUUUUUAUAAUAACACGUGCACAGGUUUGAUAUUUCAUGGGUUUAAAUAUUUUUGACAGUCUUUUCACUCCAUAAGGAAACACCAAUGCUGUGCAACAUAUCAACACUGCCUCAACAAACGCGUCAUCAAACUGUGACUGAUCUUUUUUUAUAAUUUUAAUGUGGACUGUACGAGAGAUUUAGACAUAUGUUAAAUAUAUUCUUACUCUGAUUCGUAA